Pogona vitticeps (central bearded dragon) is the source of this 3089-nucleotide messenger RNA. RefSeq names its product prolyl 3-hydroxylase 2 (gene P3H2). Gene Ontology annotation, biological process: collagen metabolic process. Gene Ontology annotation, cellular component: endoplasmic reticulum. Lineage: Eukaryota; Metazoa; Chordata; Lepidosauria; Squamata; Agamidae. The record is from RefSeq and is a predicted model, not a curated record. Gene Ontology annotation, molecular function: protein binding; procollagen-proline 3-dioxygenase activity; iron ion binding.
UCCCGGCACCUGGCCAGCGAGGAGGUGCGCGCCGACUUCCAGCGCCGGCUGCCCUACAGCUACCUGCAGCGAGCCUACAUCCAGUUAAACCAACUGGACAAGGCAGCUGAUGCCGCCCACACCUUCUUUCUGGCCAACCCGGAGCACCUGGGGAUCCAGCAGGACAUCGAGAACUACAAGACCACGGCAGGGAAGGUGGAUUUGGUGGAUCGCGAGGCCCGGCCGCACAUGGAGGAUUACCUUUCCGGCAUCAGGCACUACGACAGGGAAGAGUAUCACUUGGCCAUUGAAUUCCUCGAACGGGCCUUGACCGAAUACAACGUUGCCGACACAGCGUGCCGAGUCUUGUGUGAGGGACCCCAGAGAUUUGAGGACUAUGAAUAUCUGAACUAUAAAGCCACUUUCUAUGAAGCAAUUGCAGAUCACUACAUGCAGGUCCUGGUGUGUCAACACGAGUGUGUGAGGGAGCUGGCGACACGACCCGGGCGGCUCUCGCCCAUCGACAACUACCUCCCCCUCCACUAUGAUUUCUUGCAGUUUGCCUAUUACAGAGUUGGUGAUUACGUCAGGGCGCUGGAGUGCACGAGGUCGUACCUCUUGUUCCAUCCGGAUGACGAGGAUGUCUUAGAGAACGAGAGCUAUUACGAAAGUCUUCUCGAAGGCUCAGUGGACCUGGAAAACAUCAAGCCGAGACAGGAAGCUGUGACAUUCCUGAGGCGACAUAAGCUGGAAGCAUACUUGCUACAGACAGGAGCAGCUGGCCUGGGCUUCCUGUACACGGAGCCGAAUUAUUGGACCGUCUCCGGGGCUCGGCAAGAUGAACACAGAAUCCCGUCGGGAGUUUUGGGUGAUGCAACCGACAACUCCGAGAAGCUGAUAGGAAAAAAGACCUCCGUCAGAGUAGACCGGGAACUAAGGGAAGGAGGCCCCCUCCUCUUUAGCGAGGUGAAAUUUGUCUACAACUCGGAGCAGCUGAAUGGGACCCAGCGGGUGCUUCUGGACAACGUCAUCUCUGAGGAAGAGUGCCGGGAGCUGCACCGGGUUGCUAAUGGCAUUUUGCUGGCUGGUGACGGAUACCGGGGAAAGACGUCCCCCCACACCCCCAAUGAGAAGUUUGAAGGGGCCACUGUCCUCAAAGCUCUUAAGUUCGGCUACGAGGGACGUGUCCCGCUGAAGAGCGCCCGCCUCUUCUACGACGUCAGUGAGAAAGCCCGCAAGAUUGUGCAGUCCUACUUCAUGCUCAAUUCCACCCUCUAUUUCUCCUACACGCACCUGGUGUGCCGGACUGCCCUCUCAGGCCAACAGGAGCGAAGGAAUGACCUCAGCCACCCCAUCCAUGCUGACAAUUGCCUCCUGGACCCCGAAGCCAACGAAUGUUGGAAAGAACCCCCAGCAUACACCUUCCGAGAUUACAGUGCCCUCCUCUACAUGAACAGCGAUUUUGAUGGUGGCGAAUUCAUUUUCACCGAGAUGGAUGCCAAGACAGUUACGGCCUCCAUAACACCGAAAUGUGGGCGCAUGAUCAGCUUCUCUUCCGGCGGGGAAAACCCUCACGGCGUGAAGGCAGUGACCCGGGGCCAAAGGUGUGCGGUUGCCUUGUGGUUUACUCUCAACCCACUCUACCGGGAGCUGGAGCGAAUCCAGGCAGACGAAGUCAUUGCGGCCUUAGACCAAGAACGCUUUGGGUCCACCAAACUCGGCAUCAACCCCAAGGAUGAGCUAUGAACCUGGCCAAGGACACCCGAUUAAAAUAUUUAUUUAAUAUUUGUUUUUUUAAAAAAAUCUUAUCAAAACCCUUUAUUUUUGUACAAAGCUUUGGUAUAAAUUAACAGGGGCGGGUUUGACAUGGAAUGGUUCCAAAGCACCCCCCACGCUCCACUUCCUGCCUUGGGCAUUAGCGGACGUUGCUCCCUCUCCCCGCGUCAUGGAUGCAAAUCAUGCGUCUUCUGGGCAUCUCGAGUGUCUCCCCAAACACUUUUCUGGAUUCCUGCUCUAGACUACGGUCCGGACCCCGUUUCUACCAGCCAGUCUCCUCCCUUCUUUGGCCAAAUGGUACCAGCGUGAACCUGGAUCUUUUCUCUCAGCCUGCUUUGCCUCUAGUCCGAGGUUUCGCCUGUCUCCUCGGAUGCAAGUCCUUUCUUUCCCACGUGCCCAAGGAUGCUCCAGGCCUGAGUCCCCUGGUAUUAAAAAUAACUCAGCCCCUUUGCGCUGGACCUUGGGCCAUGUGCUAGAGAAACCUCGUUUGGCUUCUUGGUGCAGAUGCAACUCUUUUAAAUCAUUUGUAUUGGGGGUGGGGGUGAGAGUCCCCGUUUCUAAACCGUAAAUCAUCCUCAUCUGGAUUUCUUCAUACUUGGUGGGAAAGGAAAAUUGUACCAGGCUGGGUUAGCCAAAGUCAAAGGUUCCUCCAACCCCUGCUACUUCUGUCAGUGGCCAACCCUUUCAUCCCAAGAAGGGCAGCCCAGGUCGGAGGAGAACCCUCCACUUUUCCUGAAGAAGCGUCACCACCCCCCAAUCGCCAUCUGAACAACGAUCAAGGGCAGGUGAUGGGAAAAGCAUCCAAAGCUCGUAGUUACUAUUUUUCCUGGAGGCCAUAGCAUCCAAAACCAGUCAACCAGCACGUCUGGCGACUGAACAGCCAUGCAUUUCUGGACUCCUGUUCCAAAAGUUUAAUUUUUCAACUGGGGUAAAAAAAAAAACAACAACCUCCACAGCCUGGAACUUUGAAGAUCUGCUUGUAGAUCUGAACAACCCUGAGUCAGAGAAACAGGGGUCUGGCCUGGGUUAAGAACGUUCCUGUAAAUGGAUGAAAAUUCUCCCUCUUCCUGCUCUUGGCCCUCCACCCUAUGGCAUGUAAGUGUGCUGCUUUCUGGUGGUUCUAGUUGUUCUUCAGGCAGGUCCCCACUCUUAAGGAUCUGUCAGAUCAAUUUGCAAAACGGCUCAUCUCCUCCAGGGCUGGCUUCCAUAGUGUGUUGAGCGAGGAAGCGCUCCUCCUGAACGCGAUAUGCCAGGACCUUGAUUGGGGGAAGCCCUAAAUAAGCCAGCCUUGACACUCCAGGGAGUUUUGCAAUGGAAAAAAGAAUUGGGGGAAC